GUUGGCCUGCCAGUGCAUUGCGAAACUUGAGCACAGGUUAGACAGGAGAUAAUUAAUGGAGUUUGAGAACGGAGAGAAGAUGGUGCAUGAGGUUGUGAUAGUUGGGGCAGGGAUUGCAGGGCUUGCAGCUGCCCUUGCACUGAAGAGAGUGGGAAUCAAAAGUCUUGUGUUGGAGAGAUCUAGUGAGCUGCGUGCUACGGGCACUGCUCUUGUUAUAUUGCACAACGCAUGGAGAGCACUUGAAGUUCUUGGAGUUGCUGACAAGCUUGACAAACCUUACCAGGAUUUCCAACUAGCUACAGGAAGCAUCACAAAUUUGGUGACUGGAGUUAGACAAGAAUUCUCCAUGAUUUCAGGAUCAACCAGUGGGAAGACGAGGAUGAGACCAAUACACAGGAAAUUCUUGCUGGAAACUCUUGCUGCAGAAUUGCCACCAGAGAGCAUUAGAUUUAUGUCCAAGCUCUCAUCCAUCAAAACUGAAGUCUCCAAGGACUCUUUCUCUGUUACUGUUCUAGAGAUGGAGGACGGAUCUGUUAUAAGAGCAAAGGUAGUGAUUGGGUGUGAAGGAGUGCACUCAGCCGUAGCAAAGUGGCUGGGACUCGCUGCACCAAUAAGCUCAGGCAGGUCAGCUGUACGUGGAGUAAGUAUAUAUCCAGAAGGACAUGGAUUCAAGAAGCAACACAACCAAUAUUUCAUGGGUAAUGGAAUCAAGGGUGGCUUUGUUCCUAUCAGCAACACUGAGAUCUAUUGGUACCUCAACAAAAAGUCCAACCCACAAGACCAAGAGAUAGCAAGAGAGGCAAAGAUGAUAAAGUGGGAAGUAUUGAAGACAGCCAAGGAUUUCCCUCUGGAGUACCGUCAAGUUGUCAGUAACUGUGAUCUCUCAAGUCUCACUCUUGCACCAUUGCUAUUCCGUGUUCCCUGGAACAUAGUCUUGGGGCCUAGCCACUAUGGCGGGGUCACAGUCGCCGGAGACGCCUUCCAUCCGAUGACACCUGACCUCGGUCAGGGUGGCUGCUCUGCACUGGAGGAUGCGGUCGUUCUAGCCAGGAACAUCGCAAACACACCAAACAAUGUUAAUCUUGGCAUUGAAAAUUACGUGAAGGAGAGGAGGUGGCGCGCGGCGAGGUUGGUCGGCGCAUCAUAUUUGUCCGGCGUGCUUGAACCUUGGCAGUCAAGACGAAUGCUUAGUAGAAUGUGGGAAUCGUUCAGGCAAUAUGCCUUCAAUUGGUUGUUACAUUCCAAGUAUGGAACGCUCAACUAUGACUGUGGGACUUUGACUACUGCUGAUGAAAGCUUUGCUCUCAACAAAGACAAAUAAUUAAUAAUCAUAUGACAC
Messenger RNA from Dioscorea cayenensis subsp. rotundata (Guinea yam), 1339 nucleotides. Its product is annotated as monooxygenase 2-like. The coding region runs from base 56 to 1321 and encodes 421 amino acids. NCBI's taxonomy places the organism in Eukaryota, Viridiplantae, Streptophyta, Magnoliopsida, Dioscoreales, Dioscoreaceae. The transcript has 5 exons. Gene Ontology annotation, molecular function: FAD binding. The record is from RefSeq and is a predicted model, not a curated record.